AUGAGCCUCUUCCCUGUGAUUGGCACAAACUUGCCGGAAGCAGCCAAUGGGGUGGAUACACAGCACUCCCCGGAAUCCUGCAGUGUGAAUGGCCCGUACACCCAUGCCCCGACUACCCCCACACAGCUCCUGAAGUUUGGGAGUAGGAUGCCCAGUCCUGGGCAGGGAUCCCUUGAUGUGACCCCUAGAGAGACAGAGAACUGUGUGGAUGGGGAGAGAGCAUGCGAUGGACAAGAAAACCCCAUAGACACUCCUCACAACACCACGUCCCAUUCAGACACACAACAACACACAGACACGCUCCCAGCACACCCCUCCCUCCCCACUACCACAUGCACAGCAGACACAGAGCCAGACCCACACGUGCCCUCCAAAGACAUGUCCCUCACUGGACCCCCCCAAACAGGUAUGCCCCUCAACGAGACUCUGUCUGGAGACUGGCAGCACACAGGCAUGCCAUCCAAAGACACAGCCCCAGAGGGGGACACUCACAGCACAGACAAAAAGCAGUCAGAGACAGAGCACACAGAGCCUUCUAGCUGCUGUGCUGCAGAAACAGAGGAGGAAAAGGAGGAGGAAGAGUGUGAAAAGGAGAGAGUGGAGCAGCGUGCAGGGAAACACACAGGCUGA
Molecule: messenger RNA, 630 nt
Organism: Coregonus sp. 'balchen'
Lineage: Eukaryota; Metazoa; Chordata; Actinopteri; Salmoniformes; Salmonidae
Source: the annotation of a GenBank genome assembly